Biomphalaria glabrata is the source of this 1233-nucleotide messenger RNA. RefSeq lists its product as uncharacterized. Bases 1 to 1233 code for a protein of 410 amino acids. Lineage: Eukaryota; Metazoa; Mollusca; Gastropoda; Planorbidae. The record is from RefSeq and is a predicted model, not a curated record. The transcript has 2 exons.
AUGUUCAUUUUUUUCAAGCUGCCUCCCAAUGCCCUUUUUUUUCAAGCUGCCUCCCAAUGUCCAUUUUUUCAAGCUGCCACCCAAUGUCCAUUUGUUCAAGUUGCCUCCCAAUGUCCAUUUGUUCAAGCUGCCUCCCAAUGUCCAUUUGUUCAAGUUGCCUCCCAAUGUCCAUUUGUUCAAGCUGCCUCCCAAUGUCCAUUUGUUCAAGCUGCCUCCCAAUGUCCAUUUGUUCAAGCUGCCUCCCAAUGUCCAUUUGUUCAAGCUGCCUCCGAAUGUUCAUUUGUUCAAGCUGCCUCCCAAUGUCCAUUUUUUCAAGCUGCCACCCAAUGUCCAUUUGUUCAAGCUGCCUCCCAAUGUCCAUUUUUUAAGCUGCCACCCAAUGUCCAUUUGUUCAAGCUGCCUCCCAAUGUCCAUUUGUUCAAGCUUCCUCCCAAUGUCCAUUUGUUCAAGCUGCCUCCCAAUGUCCAUUUUUUCAAGCUGCCACCCAAUGUCCAUUUGUUCAAGCUGCCUCCGAAUGUCCAUUUUUUCAAGCUGCCUCCCAAUGUCCAUUUGUUUAAGCUGCCUCCCAAUGUCCAUUUGUUCAAGCUGCCACCCAAUGUCCAUUUUUUUCAAGCUGCCUCCCAAUUUCAAGCUGCCUCCCAAUGUCCAUUUGUUCAAGCUGCCUCCCAAUGUCCAUUUGUUCAAGCUGCCUCCCAAUGUCCAUUUGUUCAAGCUGCCUCCCAAUGUCCAUUUGUUCAAGCUGCCUCCCAAUGUCCAUUUGUUCAAGCUGCCUCCGAAUGUCCAUUUGUUCAAGCUGCCUCCCAAUGUCCAUUUGUUCAAGCUGCCUCCCAAUGUCCAUUUGUUCAAGCUGCCUCCCAAUGUCCAUUUUUUCAAGCUGCCACCCAAUGUCCAUUUGUUCAAGCUGCCUCCCAAUGUCCAUUUGUUCAAGCUGCCUCCCAAUGUCCAUUUGUUCAAGCUGCCACCCAAUGUCCAUUUUGUUCAAGCUGCCUCCCAAUGCCCUUUUUUUUCAAGCUGCCUCCCAAUGUCCAUUUUUUCAAGCUGCCACCCAAUGUCUAUUUGUUCAAGCUGCCUCCCAAUGUCCAUUUGUUCAAGCUGCCUCCCAAUGUCCAUUUGUUCAAGCUGCCUCCCAAUGUCCAUUUGUUCAAGCUGCCUCCCAAUGUCCAUUUGUUCAAGCUGCCUCCCAAUGUCCAUUUGUUCAAGCUGCCUCCCAAUGUCCAUUUUUCAUUUUCUUAA